AUGCCGGCCAAACUCAAGUUCAAACUUGUUCAUUGCUCCAGUGAGGAUCCAGAAUUUCCGGCAACAGAGCUCAAUGCUCACUCUCCGCACACUGUCGGCUGGCAGUCUGCUCGCUUCUGCGACUACCCACAGGAGAUUGGAUUUCAGUUCUCGUCGACGGUGCACCUGAUGCAGCUGCAAGUGCUGUCGCAUCAGUUCAAGAUCGCUUCCAAGCUGGAGCUGUUUGUGGGUAUGCCUGAAGGAGAUAAGACGACGUACCACAAGUGCAAAUUCAAGAGGCUGGGCUACCUGUCUCUGGACGCCAAUGAGCGAAGUUCAUGGCAGGCACGAGAGCUGAAGUCUGUGCAGCUAGAUGCCUACGGGAAGUUCUUGAAGAUUGUCGCACAUACAUGCCAUGCGAACAAGAUGAACAUCUACAGCCAAGUCGGAAUCAUCGCCAUCAACGUCAUCGGCGAUGCCGUCGGCAACUCGCCAGCCGCCAUCCCCUCGGCUCCCACCCAGCCUAUUACGCAGAACCGCAAGGAGAUCUCAGCCCUAGAUGACGUCACGUUCGACCUCAACUUCGAUCCCACCACGGCUGCUCAGAUUCGCGAGCUCCACAUCGCCAAGGAGCGAGCAGUCAAGGCGGAGGACUACGACGCUGCCAAGAGGCUCAAGGACGCGAUCGAGCGGCUGAAGCAGGUGGGGUCAAGGGUGGCGAAGCUGGAGCUAAGGAAGAAGGCGGCGGUGGACAACGAGGACUACGACACAGCUAAGGCGCUCAAGUCUGAGAUCGACAAGCUCCGCUCCGGCCUCUCACUCGCUCCUCGUCCUGCCGAGAACGCGAGGGCAGCGCCGGGCGACGGGGGUUACGGGCGAGGAGAAGGUGCAGUGGUAGUGGAGCAGGAGAGCCGGAUGAAGCAUCUAGGUAUGUCCGUGAGCGGCUGA
Molecule: messenger RNA, 927 nt
Organism: Guillardia theta CCMP2712
Lineage: Eukaryota; Cryptophyceae; Pyrenomonadales; Geminigeraceae
Exons: 1
Coding region: 1-927 (308 amino acids)
Cellular component (GO): cilium
Molecular function (GO): protein binding
Source: RefSeq, a predicted model, not a curated record